Molecule: messenger RNA, 1362 nt
Organism: Penicillium soppii
Lineage: Eukaryota; Fungi; Ascomycota; Eurotiomycetes; Eurotiales; Aspergillaceae
Product: WW domain-containing protein
Exons: 4
Coding region: 1-1362 (453 amino acids)
Molecular function (GO): protein binding
Source: RefSeq, a predicted model, not a curated record
AUGGCCCCCGAGGCCCCUGCAGAUACCGCAGGCCCGUCCUCCCCACCACCACGACUUCCAGAAGGCUGGCUUCCUCAGUGGGAAGGCGUACGAAGGCAAUGGUAUUACGUGCAGCGAACGACCGGCAAAUCACAAUGGGAGAUCCCAACCGAACCGAUCCAUUUGACGCCGUCGACAACACCGUCGAUCGAAGGAGGGCCCUCGCAAGCACCGGCACACCAAACAAAUAAUAGCACUCGAAGGAUGGAGUCCGGGAAUAUUAUGGCGGGCAACUAUCCCGCGGCGGACAGUGCGAGAAUUUCCAACUCUCUUGACCCACAGAUCUAUGGGCAGUCGGAAAUUCCACUGCAUGCAUCCGGGGCAUCGAAUUGGUACCCCAACCAGACUACUCAGAACCUGCCCAGUGAGUAUGCGCAACAACCCGCAAAUGCCGGAUACGGGUCGAAUGUAUUUCAAGGUGCUGCAGGACAGAUGAAAGGCGUCCAGCCGGCGUUUUAUGCGAACCAUGGCCAUCCAAGUUAUUCCCAUAAUUUGGGUCAAAGUCUCUCCCCCUCGGCAUGGAGUAACAAUGCAGGUGGAUACCAGGGACAACCCGGCGCUUACAACAUGGGCCAUCAUCCAGAAUCCUUCCAGGGAUUUUCUGCUGGGGCCGCCAUGCAUGGAGUUCAGCCGCCGGCAUCGUGGACAGUAACCAGCAGCCAACAUGGUGAAAUGAACAGGGGGAUGGUUGGAGCUGCACAGCCCCAGUGGCAAGCAGAACUGCAAACAGGUCACCAGCCAGGAUUGUCACAACCACUCUUUGGUUCGUACUCGUCUCCGCAUCAUGCUGAACAGUCUUCGAGGGAAUUCAAUCGUCGAGCCUCGAACGCAUCCCUCCACCAGGAAGGUCAACCCUACCAACAAUUAGACAACUUCUCUGGCCACUCGUCGCAGUCGAUGGUUGAUCCGACCAGAUUCCAGGGCUACACCGCGUCACGUUCUCUAUCACAGCAAGCCGCCACGGACCCUGCUCUACAGGGAUUCUCACCCCUGCAGCACGCGCAGAAUCACUACCAGCAGCAACACAUGAUGAGGCCGCAAUCAGGACCGGAGCUCCCGCACUGGUCCGGCGGCCAAGGCCAGGGAAGUCCUCAACACCACAACCCCCUGGUCCAAAUCGGCUCCAAUCAAUACCUCCCCCAGCAUCAACUCGGCCAUGGGGGACCAGCUGGCUUCCCUGAAACAGCACAUGUUCACCAAAUGCCCUAUGUUCAAUCUGGUAAUUACUCAGAUCAAUCCCCGCAGGAGAUGGGGAGAGCGGCGGGGUCGCAGUCUGUCAGUGAGCCAUGGAAUCCCACGCCUCCUUCUUCGGGUCCGUUGUAG